Messenger RNA from Megalopta genalis, 10233 nucleotides. The record is from RefSeq and is a predicted model, not a curated record. Lineage: Eukaryota; Metazoa; Arthropoda; Insecta; Hymenoptera; Halictidae.
GUGGGGAGCCUUUCAGAUGGAUUCGUACUCGGAGCCGAGCUGGCGCUCGCUAGUAGGGAUAGUGCAUGUUGUGUUCGACGUGUGUUGUAAUGGGAGGGCACCGGGGGUUCAGUCUCUGAUGAUCCAGGUGGCAAAGAAGGCGAGCGUGCUGAAGAGGCGGAAGUCGCGGAACCGGAUGGACGUGCAGCAGCAACAGCAGCAGCAGCAACAGUCGCUGCCGCCGGUCACGAUAUCCGGCGGUGUUUCCAGCGGAGCUAUUGGCGACGCCGGAGGCCAAAAUGACAAUCAGCGGAUGGAGAACGAGGGCGACGUUAUCUUCUACAUGGAGGAGCCGAAGGCUGGCACGCCUAACCGCGCCAGGCGCGACAACCGGGGAAGCCUCUUCACCUCGCAGACGAGCUCCGUCACGGAGGCGACCAGUGACGAAAUUGACAUUGAUAUCGAGGAGCCUCAGAGGGUCACCACAUUGACCGAAGCACAUCGAAACGCCAUAAGAGCGAUCAGGAAGAUCAAAUACUUCGUCGCGAGGAGGAAGUUCCAGCAAGCUCGUAAACCGUACGAUGUGCGCGAUGUCAUCGAGCAGUACAGCCAAGGUCACCUGAACAUGAUGGUGCGGAUCAAAGAGUUACAGAGGAGACUGGACCAGACCCUGGGAAAGCCGGGCAGCUAUCUGGCAGGAAUCGACCGGGCAGGUAACGUGAAGCAGAUGACGAUAGGCGCGCGCCUAUACAGGGUAGAGCAGCAGUUGUCCGUGAUGGACAAGAAAUUGGACCACCUGGGCUACGUGCUGAACGCGGUGGCACAAAAGCAACAAAUACCCCUGAGGAGUAUAGAGGACGACGUGUAACAGAAAGCCCCCGGCGUGCUCGUGCCAUCUGUUUCGCGAUCACCGGCAAUCCCGUGGACUUUACCCCGUGUUACCAUAACCAGCGUCGCUCCGAACAUGCUCAGCGAGAGCUUCUGAACCGCUCUCUUCCCCUCUUCUCUCUCUCUCUCUCUCUCUCUAUCUUUCUUUCUCGCUCUAUCUAUCUACAUCUAUCUUUUUCCCACACAGGAGCCCGAAAGCGCUUCUGUCGAAAAAUAUAAAAAUACAAUCCGAGGUCGGAGACUAAGAUCCUAUAAAAGGGAACUGGACAAUCCGGACGGCUCUAUCUCGGUCGUGAACGGACGCGCGGAAAGAAAGAAGCCUGCGAAUGGAGACGAAUGCCGGGAAACGCGGAGGAUCGCCGGAAGCUGGACACAGCGCGACGGAUUCUGGGUGUCGAGCGCGAAGAGAACAUGCGGAAUAGAAGCGUGCUGGAAAUAUGUGGCUGUCGGGGAGACGUGGUUGAAUGGGCGUGGAUCGGGCAAAGCUGCGUUCGAUGGUGAUCGAUUGUUUGUACGAUGCCGAGGUCUGCUUUCGAGACGAGAUUGCCGAUCAAAGAGAUUGGGACUGGAGAUCGUCCGCUGAUAGAAUUCGGGACCGCAGUGCGAGGAUCGAGUCGAGAUAUCGUUGUAAAUGAGAGCGGGUCGGCUGUGAUUUUAUAUAGAUCGAUUCGCGAGGAAUCGGUGGACAGCGGUGUUUGCGGAAUCGAUUUUACGGUGAGCUGGUGGAGAGGAGGCGAUGAAAGUAUCGAAAAGAGACACGGCGGUGUUGAACCGGCGGCAUACUAUUUUUACGUCUGGACAGGAGAAUGUGGAAGAUAUUAAUGGUCGCGCGUGCAAUAUUGAUAGAAAAUCGUUCUAUUUUUACUGGUGCGGAGGACGAAAAUAAGAUGCUGGUCGCCGCGAGUAAUUAUAAGGAUGGUGAAGAAAGGGAUUUGAGCCUGAUUUUUGACGAAGAGGAGAGCAAAGGGAACGGAUAAUGAGAAUUGGAAUUAAUGUGGUUUUAUUCGGCGCGGGAAGAAUGGAGACGGAGCUGAAAGAGAGGAAUGCGUUGCGAUAAAAUGCGCUUUCAUUCGAAUUUUUAACGAAGACGAAGACAAAGUAAAUGAUAGAGAUAACAUCGUUCCCGAUGAAUAUGGUUUUAUUCGUUUUCGCGGCAAGAAAGGAAAUGUUAAUAAGUGAGACGAUAUUUGGUUGAAUUACUGAUACGUAUCGGAAUUAAUACGAUACCAUUUUAAAUUCAAACAAAGAAGAAAAUUAAGUAUAGAAAGAUGGUAAUAAUUGGAAUAUGGUUUUAUUUGAUUAUGAGAAAGGAAAGAGAGAAUUAAACGAGAUGAUGUUUGAUUGAACUGGUGAUACUAGAAUUAAUACGAUUUGAUUAUAAUUCGUGACAAACGAGUUGAGAAAAAUAAACAACGAAGAAAUCGUCAUUUGUGAAUUAGAGUGUGAAUUAAUUUUUUUCAGUGAUAAGAAAAGGCGAUGCUAAUUAUGCUAGUGAUACUUAUUGGAAUUAAUACAAUUUUAUGUUCAUUUCUGACAAUGACACAGAGGAAAAUGAAUAAGAAAGACAAAAAGAAAAAUUAAUAACAAAGACGAUGUUAAUUAAGCUAGUGAUAAUUAUUGGAAUUAAUACAAUUUUAUGUUCAUUUCUGACAAUGACACAGAGGAAAAUGAAUAAGAAAGACAAAAAGAAAAAUUAAUAACAAAGACGAUGUUAAUUAAGCUAGUGAUAAUUAUUGGAAUUAAUACAAUUUUAUGUUCAUUUCUGACAAUGACACAGAGGAAAAUGAAUAAGAAAGACAAAAAGAAAAAUUAAUAACAAAGACGAUGUUAAUUAAGCUAGUGAUAAUUAUUGGAAUUAAUACAAUUUUAUGUUCAUUUCUGACAAUGACACAGAGGAAAAUGAAUAAGAAAGACAAAAAGAAAAAUUAAUAACAAAGACGAUGUUAAUUAAGCUAGUGAUAAUUAUUGGAAUUAAUACAAUUUUAUGUUCAUUUCUGACAAUGACACAGAGGAAAAUGAAUAAGAAAGACAAAACGAAAAAUUAAUAACAAAGACGAUGUUAAUUAAACUAGUGAUAAUUAUUGGAAUUAAUACAAUUUUAUGUUCAUUUCUGACAAUGACACAGAGGAAAAUGAAUAAGAAAGACAAAACGAAAAAUUAAUAACAAAGACGAUGUUAAUUAAACUAGUGAUAAUUAUUGGAAUUAAUACAAUUUUAUGUUCAUUUCUGACAAUGACACAGAGGAAAAUGAAUAAGAAAGACAAAACGAAAAAUUAAUAACAAACACGAUGUUAAUUAAACUCGUGAUAAUUAUUGGAAUUAAUACAAUUUGAUUUUCAUUUGUAACAAUUAGACUAUAGAUACUCUACAGAAUUAACAUGAUUUGAUUUUCAUUUCCAAUAAAGCGAAUAACAACGUUAAAUAAAAACCAGUGUUAUUCGAUGGAACAAAUACGCUGUCCAAUUUUCGUGAAAAAAAGAAAAUAAAAGUGAGCACCGAAAAGCUAAUAUCGUUUAUUGUUUUCCGUGAUGCGGAAGCAAACAUAACUGGCAGAAUCGAUCGAGAUUCUCGGGCUUAAUAAUAUCUGAAUUCGCGCUUCGAAAGAAAAAUCGCAAGGCACAGUUCCUCGGAGAAUCCCCGCACCGUGGACCAAAACAAAACAAAAUGGCUGUCUGGAAGAACGCGAGCUAUCCACAUUCCCAGAACUUUGCUUUUACAGUUUCAUCAAAACCUCGGAGUUAUAUACCGGAAGAAUGCUAAGAGCGCGGAAGGGCUCGAAACUCCGAAUCAAAUAAGAACGCUGCGAUCGGGGAUUAAUUGAAUGGAUUCUAGAGGAAAGAAUUCGAACCACUGGCGAUCAGACACGAAUUAGUAUCGAUGGAAAAAAGAACUUCUUGAACCGCGUAAUAACUCAUAGUGGUGAUAAGGGAAGCUAUUUCAUGAAAAUAUAAAAAAAAAAUAUAGAAGCAGAGCAUCAUUGAUGUAAAAAAAAGAGAAACGAAAAUCUUCGUCGUGAUUGAAGAAUUGUAUUCGUGGUGCAAUAUUGAUGAAAAGUAAAAUUAAAGUAGCGGGUAAAGGAUGCAUUGGUUAACGAGGAAUUUGUAUGUAUCUGUUUCAAUGAGAAAUAUUAACACAACUUGUUUUACUUUCAUUAUAAAUUGACAUAAAAAAAGAUGAUUAAAAGAAAAUUAAUAGCAAAGGAAACAAUAAAAAUGGAACAUUGGUUAAACAGAGUGCUCGUGAAAGUUGAAAAAUAAAGUUGCAAAGAUAGAUGAAGAAAGCAAUGAUGAAAAAUGACAUCAAAGUGUUGGCCAAAGAAAGCAUCGAUGAAUGAAGUCAAAUGAAGUCAAAAUAGUGAAUAAACAAAACUUUGGUGAACAAAGAAUUCAUAUGGACCAGUUUCAAAUAAAAAGAUGGACACAUUUCAGCCAUAAUAAAUCAAAGCAAUAAAUGAAAAAUCGAAUCGGAGCAGUGAUUGAAAGAAGCAUCGAUAAAAAAAUGAAAAAUAAAAUUGUAAGGAUGGAUGAAGAAAGCAUUGACGAAAAAUAAAAUCAAGGUCGUAACCCAAGAAAACGUUGAUGACAAAUAAAGUCAGAAUAGUGAAUAAUGGAAACUUUAGUAAACAAAGAACUUAUAUGAUCCAGUUUCAAAUAAAAGAUCAACACAAUUCUUUAUUACACUCAGAAUAAAUCGAAGCAAUGAAUAAAAAAUCGAAUCGAAACGGUGAUUGAAAGUAUCUUCGAUAAAAAAUAAAAAAUAAAAUUGUAAAGAUGGAUGAAAAAGUGUUUGAUGAAAAAUAACAUCGAUAUGAUGAAUAAAGAAAGCACUGGCAAAGAAAAGAAUUCAGUGGACAAGUUGCAUAAGUUAUUUUAUUUAAAUGUUAAAAAAGUCAACUCAAUCUCUUCUUUGUCCCACAAUAAAUCGAAGUAAUAACUAAAAGCAACAUUCGUAAAAAGAAAUAACAAAUAGAGUCGAAACAGUGACGAAAAAUAGCGUUGACGAAAAGUAAAAUGUAAAACUGUUAAAUCAGAUCAAGAAAGAUCUAUUGAUAUACAAUAAUAUAGAACACAAGUGGUAGAUAAAGAUUAAUGAAAAACAAAAUCAAUCUCGUGGAGAAAGAAUGCAUUAACAAGUAAGGAAUUUGAAUGGACCAAUUUCAAUUAACAACAAUCAGCCCGACCCUUUUUUAUCAUUGCAAUAAAUUGAAGCAAUAAAUGAAACGAUCUGUAAUAAACAAAAUAAACAACAGAAUCGAGACAGUGAUUGCAAGCAGCAUCAAUGAAAAAUGAAAAAUAUAAUUGUAAAGAUAAGCGAAGGAAGCAUUGACACACGAUAAAAUCAAAGUGAUGGAUAAAAAAUUGGAACGAAGCAGUUCCAAAGUAGUUUCGUUCAAAGUAGCGGACGAAAGAAGCGUUAACAAAAAAUAAGAAAGAGAAUCACAGCAUUGUCGUAAAAUAGAAUGGAAGUGGUGAAUAAAUUAAGUAUAGUGUUUGAACCAUUACAGAUAGAAAUGGACCAGUUUCGAUUUAAGAAAAUCAUCGCGACCCUUUUCUAAUUCCAUCAAUAAUAAAACAAGUAUUGUUAAAAAAAAAGAAGAAAAUAUAAACAGCGACUAAAAGAAGCAUUUAUCGAAUAUAAAAACUAAAAUUAACGUGGUGGAUGAAGAAAGCAUUGAUGAAAAAUUGUACGAUCGAAGCGGUGAACAAAGAAUUUUCAUGGACCAGUUUCAAUUUAAGAAAAUGAACGCGACCCUUUUCUAGCCCCUUAUGAAAUCGAAGCAGCAAAUAAAAGAUGGGAAAGAAACAAAAAAGAAUAAAAUUAACAUUGAUAAUAUUGAAUUGAAAUUGUGGAUAAAGAAAGCAUUGGUUAACAAAGAACUUUAAUAGACCAGUUUUCAUUAAAAAAUUCAACGCUACCCUUUCCGGCCCUGCAAGAAAUCGAAGCGGUGAAUAAAACAGGCAUUGACAGCAAGGGGAAAAUAAAACGUGCUGGAGAAAGACUGAUGAAAAAUACAGUCGGAGUAGUUGAUUAAGAAAGCAUUGCUGAAAAAUUGUACAAUCAAAGUGGUGAACAAGCAAUUUCAAUGGACCAGUUUUAAUUUUUUAAAAAUCAACGUUACCGUUCUUACUCCUCCAAAAGAUCGAAGCAAUCGACAAUAGAAGCACUGACAAAAAGCGACAAAAUAGACUCGAAACAAUGAUUACAAGGAGCGCGGACAGAGAAUAGAAGCUGAAAUUUACAUGGCGGAUAGAGACAGUGUCGACAAAGAAUUGUACGAAAUGGCGAACAAAGAACACGAACGGACCAGUUACAAUUUCAGAAAACCAACUCGACUCUUUUCAGUCCCGCAAGAGAUCGAAGCAGUGACCUAAAGUAGUGCCGUCACAGAAUAAAAAGAAACAUCGACGUGUAUAGGUAUUGAUACCUAAAAAAAUCGACAGGUAGCUGAAACUUCGAUAAUAUCUGAACCAUUAACGAGAAACGAGAACGCUGAAGCUCUGACCCUUCGACCACAACGGCCACCUCGAAGACCAUGGAAUCGAGAAGAUCAGCCAGAAUCGGUGGAUACUUCCGUGGAGACGGUGAUCCUCGGAAACGAUUCACAGAAACGAUCACGCUAAACGCACAGGAACGAUUCUUGUAUUGUUAUGUUCGAGUGGAGGCGGCAUUCGAGGAGAGCAGUGGAUUCUCUGCGCGAUGGAAUAAAUGAGAAGCAAAAACGAUUGUCCUCGGAGAUUCGAAGGAUUCGGAACCGAAGACGACUCGAGAGUCACGGUAGCCAGAAAAAUAAGCUAGAUUUUGAGUGGAAAGAGUGGGGGUGGGUCGCGUGACGCGGCAGCCGUCGUUGAACCGCGCUGUGCAGCGGAGUGGGGAUAGGUCAUGCGACGCGGCGGCCGUCAUUGAACCGCGCUGUCCAGCGGAGUGGGGGUAGAUCGCGUGACGCGGCGAUCGUAGUUGAUCCGCGCUGUGCAGCGGAAUGGGGGUAGGUCGUGUGACGCGGCGGCCGUCAUUGAACUGCGCUGUGCAGCAUAGUGGGGAUAAGUCAUACGACGCGGCGGCCGUCGUUGGUCCGCGCUGUGCAGCAGAGUGGGGGUAGGUCACAUGUCGCCACAUUGCGUUACUUACAUGAGCGUUCGGAAUAAAGAUCAUAACGUUUCAAAGAGAAUACAAAGAUGCAUUGAUCCGCAUAAGAAGAUUCAAUGAUUUCAUAAACAAAAUUCUAGUCGCCUCUGUUUUUUAUGGAAACAUUAAUGCAAAUUUUCUAUAACGUAAUUUAUUGUUAGCUGAAUACCGAGUAACUUUGUAUAAAUUGAAAAGUUCUCUUUUAUUCCUUUCAUUUCCACAUCAUGUAAAAAUGAAAACGUUGAUAAAAAAAGACCCGUCGCAUUAUCUACGCCCCUGCUUCGAUUCGAAAUCUAGCGUGGUUUUCUGGCUACCAUGCUCGAGAGAGUCGUGUUGGCGUGUUAUGGCAGCGGAAGGCUGUGGCAGCGACGGAGGAUCGUACGCAAACGUAUUGGGAACAUCUAUAUCGGGCCAACUAGGAAUAAUAGAGGAACAAUAAGCGACUAAAGAGAAACUUCCUAGAAUCAGAUAUAACUAUCUCUAACUAGGCUUAUCUAUAAUACGUAUACAGAGAGGAUUAAUUGCAUAAAAGAUUAUUAUUAUUAUAUAUAUACAUACGUAUACAUACUCUAUUGUACCGUAUUAUUGAAUUCUAUUCGUUUCUAGUCUCUGCUGGUAAUGACGUUCAAUUAAUAAGCCUUAAAUUAAUCACAGACUUUAAGAUUUAGCGAGGUACGCUGUACAAAAAAAAAGAAAAACCGGUGUCGAGUUACUUCAUUGACUCUUGUAUAGAUACCUACUCGUACUUGGUCGAUUUUUUCAAUUUAUUAGCACAAACGCGGAAUUUGCCGAUUAACUAUGCUUAAAUAAGAUCGUCCUCGUACCGUGUCCUCGAAACGAACGCUUUUCUGCCCUUGCGCGAGCGACUCGAUUGUUAUUAAUAACACAAUUGGUCGUUGUAUUUCGUUCGCAAUUUUUGGCAUUGUUUAACAGCGACUCUGAAUCGGCAAUAUUGAUUAAUGUUACAAUGCAGAGCGAGGUGCUUAAGAUUGGAUUGUUUUCGAAAUUCUUGAUUGCUUCAAAAACAUUUUUCGGAUGAAAGUUGAAUGAUAGUUGAACAAAGGCGUCGUUCCGUGUAAUUAUCGAGCGAACAUUUAUGUGUCAAGAUUAUUUAUUUAAUGAGGCUAUAGGUAUUCUAUUCUAUUGAUUGACAGAGAUUGCAAUGAUGUGUAGAAAUGUAUUAAUAGGUUUUUAUGAGAAAAUUGUUAAGAGAGUAAUUAGUAGACAAUUAUUUAUCAUGGUUAUGGGAGAAAAUUAAUAGGCGAGUAAUUAGUAGACAAUUAGUUGUUAUGGUUAUGUGAGAAAAUUGUUAGGAGAAUAAUUAGGAGGCAAUUAGCUGACAUGAUUAUGUGGAAAACUUAUUAGAUGAGUAAUUACUAAUUACUAAUUACCAAUUUUUAAUUAAUUAGUUUAAGAGACACUUAAACUAUACUCAGUGACAUAACUGGCACGACUAGACAACUUUGAAUAUUUCAGUAAUUAUUAGGCGGUUUUCAUAGAUCUAAAAAUGAACUUUAAAUUUUAAGUCUAGCAUUUAUAUUUAUUAAAGUAAUUAAUUUUGGAAAAUCGUCGGAUCUCUAAUUUUGAAAAUUUUUUGUGUUUGUCUUGAUACUAUUUUAAACAUCUAAAUAUGUUCAAAAAUUGGAGCUACUUGUUACAUUUCUUUGAGAUAUGGCAUGUUACAAAAAUACGUCACUGACAAAUUCGUAAUUCUUCAGGAAAAGAUGCUAAGCUGGUCAUGCAUAAGUUUUUGUGAUAUUUCAAUUCAAAUAUAUAAUAAUCGACGAUUAAAUUAAAACAAUUUCUGAACUCGUGGUUUUCAACUACUUUAAUGUCUUUCUGCAGAGAAUGAAAAACUGCAGCAUGCAAUGCAUUAAAAAGUAUAAAAUCUAAUUAGAAGUUAAACAAAUUCGACGUUCGAAUAUUCUCUACGCCUCCAGUUACCAACUAAUUACAUCGAUAGAAAUGGGCCUUAAAACUGUUCGACUUUCGUCUGAAUAAAUUUUCAGUACAAUCAAUAAUUUUGCAAACAAAUUUUAUUUUUCUCACUCGUUAUAUUACACAUCAAAGUCAAAAAAUAGCGAAUUGCUUUCAAAAUCGUCAAUUGCAAUUGAUGCAAAAUGCAAAAGUCAUCCUCCCGUUAUUGCAUUAGUUAACAACAUAUCGAUUUAAAUGUAUUAUCACAAAUUAAGUAAAAUUAGUUUGGUUAAUAGUUGAGGUUAAUUAACCACUUAAUUAGGCUCAAAUGCAAUCAACUUUAUAUUAAAACCGCAUAAUGAACCUAGCAUAAUUGAACAGUUCAUACUCCAUCUUACAAUGCUAAACAGUUGUUUACAAACAGAAAUAGUUAAUUUUCAACCAACUCAUCAUUUACACAGAGUAAAUAAAAUAAUUAUUGUGUUAGAAAUUAUCCACGACAAAAACGACUGGUACAUGCAAGUGCAAGCUUGUUCUAUUAUUUAACAAUUCCAAAUUGCAAUUAUAGUUAUAAAUAACCAUAUAAACAAGCUGACAGCUACGAUACGUGCAGUCUUAUACUUCAAUUUUUAUUUUAGAAACGCAUUUUUAUUUAAUGUCUAUUCUUUGUAAUUGAUUUAGCAAAUUCUAAUUCGACAUAAAUUUUUAUUUCACAUAAAUUUUUAUUUUAUUCAGGACAUUUCGAUUUUGCAUAAAUAUCUGCAGUAUAGUAAUUUAUUCUCAGAGAUAAUUAACGUAAUAUACAUUGACGUAACUGGCACAAGUGGACAAUUUUGAAUAUUUUAGUAAUUUUAUUUUUGAAACGCCUGGAAAUGAAAUUUUGGAAGUCUGAAGCGUUUCUGUAAUAUUUCUCGAGAAACCUAAGCGGUUGUUACAAAAAGUCGAAGGUUGCUCGCGCAAGGGUCGGGCUCGCAUAAUCCCUUCUCACUUCGGACGCUUCAUAUUGGCUGCAAAAGGACCUCUCCAAUCGAAUCCAAAGAAGCUGGACACGCAUCCGCCGACUUUUUCCACGCGAGCGAUCAGGUUUUGUCCUUCAGCGUAGACCAUUUUGAAUUUCGUUCGUGGAACAGCGGGAAAAGCAAUGUUAUAUUAAACGCAGAAGUUCGUUUAGUGCCUUUUCAUUGAAGCAAUUACAGAACUGUUUUAACUGUCACAUGUUAAACAUAUGUGUGUAUGUUACAUAGUAUAAUAUGCAAUCAGCCAAAAAAAGCUACGUGGAUUCUUUGAAACGAAGUAACAUUUUUCAAAUAAACAACUCCAAGUCUU